AUGUCUUCUGCACCGCAGAACAAAGUCUCGUCGUCCGGCAUAGUCGUUGAUGCCGUGACUGGCGAACGACGCGUUCCAUCCUCUAUGCGCGCAGACGGCUCUAUGCGCAAAGAAAUCCGCAUUCGUCCCGGGUACCGCCCUCCAGAAGAUAUCGAAGUCUACAAGAACCCGGCUGCAGAGGCCUGGAAGAAGCGCGGCUCGUUCGUCCCCGGUGCAGAAGGUCUCAAGGAUAGCCCGCAGCCGAAGAGUGGAACGCCUGUCAGCAACAAGAACGCCAAGAGAAGAGAGGCGAAGAAGAGAGCCAAAGCAGCAGGUGCUGGCGAGGAUAACGCAGCGUCAGCGACAGACCAGAAAGACGUGACGAGCGCCGCUCAGACCAACGGUGACAAGACGAAAGAGGAGCAGCCUGCCGUCGACCCAGAAGCAGAGAAGGAGAAGAAGGUCCGCAACCUGAGGAAGAAGCUCAGACAGGCACGAGAACUACGGGACAAGAAGGAUAAGGGCGAGUCUCUACUCCCAGAGCAACUGGAGAAAGUGAUCAAGAUCAACGAGAUCAUCCGCCAGUUGGAAUCUUUAGGCUUUGACGCGGACGAGGAGAAGAAAGCCUCCGUCGAGGGAUAG
This is a messenger RNA of Rasamsonia emersonii CBS 393.64, 621 nucleotides long. RefSeq lists its product as uncharacterized. Gene Ontology annotation, biological process: exon-exon junction complex disassembly. The record is from RefSeq and is a predicted model, not a curated record. Gene Ontology annotation, cellular component: cytoplasm; exon-exon junction complex. NCBI's taxonomy places the organism in Eukaryota, Fungi, Ascomycota, Eurotiomycetes, Eurotiales, Trichocomaceae. The transcript has a single exon. Gene Ontology annotation, molecular function: RNA binding. Bases 1 to 621 code for a protein of 206 amino acids.